AUGCCAGUGGCAGAACAGAAACAGGUGAAUUUAGGAGGACAGACAUCAGUGUCCAGAGCAGACCCAGGUGAACUCUGGAGGACAGACAUCAGUGUCCAGAGCAGACCCAGCUGCAGAGAGGCCCACAAAGGUCUCACAACACUGCAGAGCGUCGGGGAAGACUGGAGCAGCCCUGCUGGAUUGUUUUUUUUUGCUGGAGGAAUCUCUGAGCAGGCACACCUGACUCCUACAAUCAAGUUCUCCAGCUACACCAAGGACAACACUCAGGGCACCUUUACCUGCCCUGGGGGACAUUCAGGCUAA
Knipowitschia caucasica is the source of this 303-nucleotide messenger RNA. NCBI's taxonomy places the organism in Eukaryota, Metazoa, Chordata, Actinopteri, Gobiiformes, Gobiidae. The record is from the annotation of a GenBank genome assembly.